GUAGUGGUAGCAACGAAAUGAGGGAUGCAUUUGAUGAGUUUGAUGAGUUUGAAAGUCAGUUGGAGUCAAGUACCGGUAAAACACAACUAGACUUGUAUUUGGAGGAAGCUAAUCUUGACCGUAAAACAAAUCCGAAUCUGGAUGUACUUGGAUAUUGGAAGGAUAACAGGCAAAGGUAUCCAGAACUCUCAUUAAUGGCACGAGAUAUCUUGAGUGUUCCAAUCACCACAGUAGCCUCUGAAUCUGCAUUUAGCAUAGGUGGUCGUGUCAUUGAAAAGUUUCAAAGUUCUAUUCUUCCCGCAAAUGCCGAGGCAAAGCUAUGUACUAGAGAUUGGAUUUGUGGAAGAGAAGAUCUUGAUGAUGGAUCCGACUCUGAUGAAGAAGAUGAGAUUGCUAUUGAUCUUCAACCUUAUCUUGCGAAACUUAGAGUAUAUACUGAUGCUUUUGGUGAUUAAUUUAAUUAUGAUGCCAUGAUUGGUGAACGGAAGGGUCUAUGCAUCUCACACAAAUGACUUGCUUGUACUUGUCUAAUUGCAUAACCAUUCGGCCGACAACAUAUGAUGCAGAUUUCUAUAGUUUGAGUGCAAUAUUUGUACUGUUUCGGGCAUCAGUUCAGCAGGAUUUGAGCAGCAUUCUUAACAGUAAAUUGAAGG
Nicotiana tabacum (common tobacco) is the source of this 653-nucleotide messenger RNA. NCBI's taxonomy places the organism in Eukaryota, Viridiplantae, Streptophyta, Magnoliopsida, Solanales, Solanaceae. The record is from RefSeq and is a predicted model, not a curated record.